CAGUGUCGCGGCUCCCAUAUUGCAUGCAGGUCUGCGCCUCUGCCGACACCGCCGCCGCACGGAGUCAGCACUUGUCAUCAGAGUGCCUCGAAGAGCAGUGAUUCUCUAGGGUUGAAAGACGAUGACUCGCGCAGCGAUACGCGCAACUGGUCCAAAAUCACCGUCUGAAAGAGUGCGAAGAUGAUGAAUGUAGGCGUAAAGCGAACCCGGGGCUCCGAGACCGGCUCGAAAGCCAGCGAAGACGAACCCCAGGAUUAGAACGGCCGUUGCUCUUGGUCCAUCAGAAAGAGACAGGUCCAUGAAAAGGAAUACUGGCCUCAACGAACCUCAAGACCGGUAUAUGUAUGUAUGGAGAAAAGAAUGGCGGAUGGUAGAAGGAAAUAUCGGAGCGACGGGCUUGGCGGCGCUAAACCCUUUUUGAUGACCGAACAUCAACGACUCCUACUCUCGCUUCAUGUACUUGUCUUUAUUGUAUCUAUUCGUUGUUCCUAUGCCGUUUUACCUCGCACGCUCUCGGGUCGCUUCCGCGCUUGUCUCAACCUCACAGCCUGGUUAGAUCCUUGCGCAACCGGAAGGGACCCAAACUUCGCUAUGACUAUAUCUAAAUUUAUCGCAAUUUAUUGAACUAGAAACUUCGAGGGGAACUACGCGGAGUCACUCAGAUGGGAUCGGUUCAGCAGUCAAAGCUGGUGUGGUCCUGAUGCUUCGCUAGAUGUCCCCCAUAGAUUUCAUCGACAAGCUGAGGUAUCCAACUACCCUACAAGCCUUUAAUCUAUUACAAUACUGUUUUGACAAUCUCUCCUCGGACUUCCUGAGCCGAAACAAUCGAACUGACCCAGAAGCACUGCUGCUUCUCUAGCAAAUAGCAAUCGAAGAGCAAACUAAGCCAC
Molecule: messenger RNA, 890 nt
Organism: Trematosphaeria pertusa
Lineage: Eukaryota; Fungi; Ascomycota; Dothideomycetes; Pleosporales; Trematosphaeriaceae
Exons: 2
Coding region: 361-624 (87 amino acids)
Source: RefSeq, a predicted model, not a curated record